UGUUAUAACGUGAGAGCAAGUGCUUGCCUACUUGUAUUGAAAUAACGACGAUUCAGAAACUACAGUUUCGUAUCAUACAUCAAGCUGUUCAGACAUUCAGACAAAUAGUUUCACAAAACAAAUUAAGUGUUCAAUAAUUCAGAAUUCAAAAAAAAAAUCAAUAAGAAAAUUAUUUUAAUAUAUCUUUUUUAGAUUGUCAACGCUGUGAAAAAAACGAAAAAUAUGUCAACUAAUUUUAUUAUUAACGGCUCUAAGUACACCGUCAAUCUUACAAAUCUUCCACCUGACAUCAGUCUUAAUACUUUCAUACGAGAACACGCCCAGUUAACAGCUACCAAAAAUAUGUGUUUAGAAGGCGGUUGUGGAGUUUGCGUUUGCGUUGUUAAAGGUAAACAUCUCCAAAGCGGUGAAAUUCGUACAUGGACCGUCAAUUCAUGUUUGACAUUGCUAAAUACUUGCGCGGAUUUGGAGAUUAUUACAGCGGAAGGCAUUGGUAACAAACUUAUUGGCUAUCAUCCAAUUCAGAAACGCCUGGCCAAGAUGAAUGGCACGCAAUGCGGGUUUUGUUCGCCUGGAUUUAUCAUGAACAUGUAUGGUCUACUUGAGUCGAAAGGUGGAAAGGUUUCAAUGUCGGAAAUAGAGAAUUCAUUUGGCGGCAAUAUUUGCCGCUGCACUGGCUAUCGUCCUAUACUUGAUGCCAUGAAAUCUUUUGCUGUUGAUAGCAAUAUUGAAAUUCCCAAGGGGUGUGAAGAUAUUGAAGACUUUGGAAUUUCAGCUUGUAAAAAAACUGGUAUUCUCUGUGCAGGUAGCUGUCAUAAGCCACUAGAUAUACUAAUCUACUCAGAUGGAACUCAAUGGCAUUGGCCCCGGACACUUACCGAGUUAUUUGAUGCGUUAUCUAAAAUAGGCAAUGAGGAGUUUAUGUUUGUUGCUGGAAAUACAGCUCAUGGCGUUUAUAGGCGAUCGCAGGGAUUGAAACAUUUUGUUGAUAUUCAAGCUGUGCCUGAGUUGAAACAAUUUUCGAUUAGCGAUGAAAAAUUGACACUGGGAGGAAACCUAAGUUUGGCUGAAACAAUGGAUGUUUUCUCACAAGCGUCUCAGAAAUCUGGUUUCGAGUACUGUCAGAAAUUGUGGGAGCAUUUCGAUCUUAUUGCAAAUGUUCCAGUUCGUAAUACUGGGACACUUGGUGGAAACAUCAGUAUAAAAAAAAAAUAUCCCGAGUUUCCUUCGGAUGUUUUCAUAACAUUCGAAGCCCUCGAUGUGCAAAUUGUUGUCGGCGAAGAUUCUACUACUCAAAGGACAGUUUCACUGCAGGAAUAUUUAUCACUUACCAAUAAAACACUAAUCAUUAUUGCGUUCGAAUUAAAACCUUACCCAAAAGCAAAUUUCUACUUCGAUUCAUACAAAAUUAUGCCAAGAGCUCAAAAUUCGCAUGCAUAUGUAAACGCUGCUUUUUUAUUAAAUAUUAGUCUGCCUGCAGGAAAGGUUAUCUCCGCUCGUAUAUGCUUUGGAGGUAUCAAUCCAGAUUUUAUUCAUGCCAAAGCGAUAGAGUCUGCUUUAGUUGAUCAAUAUUUAUUUGAUAAAAACACAAUUUCCAAUAUCUUUGAAAAUCUAAAAAGCCAACUAGAGCCCAACGCUAUUCUUCCGGACGCUUCACCUGAAUACCGACUGAAUCUAGCGGGAGGAUUACUUUACAAGACUUUGUUAAGGAUAGCGCCCAAUGACAGUGUAAAAGAAGAAUACAAGUCCGGUGGCAACUUACUUUAUCGACCUCUUUCAUGCGGAAUGCAAUCUUUUGAUACAAUCGAAAAAAAUUAUCCAGUCACUCAAGCAGUACAGAAAAUUGAAGCUAUGAUUCAAUGCUCGGGUGAAGCCACUUACAUGAAUGACGUAAUAACCACAUCCAAUUCUAUUUUUUGUGCAUUUGUCAAUGCAACAAAAGUUGGGGCAAAUAUCGAACAGGUUGAUGCUUCUGAUAUUUUGCAAAUGCCUGGUGUCGUUGCUUUUUAUACUGCCAAAGAUAUUCCUGGAACGAAUUUGUCAUGCGACCCAUCUUUUGGUUAUGAUGUGGAGGAGAUUUUUUGCAGUGGUGUUGUUAAAUAUUAUGGUCAACCCUUGGGCGUUUUGGUGGCACUGACACACGAUAUUGCUAACCACUUAGCUUCUAAAGUUAAAGUGACGUAUUCCAACAGCGUCUAUAAUGUUUUGCCUACAACUUCUCAUGUAUUUGAAGCCCAAGAACUUGAAAGGCUACAUAAGGUCAAAUCCUCAGCCCUAAAAAAUAUACAAUUUUCACAAAAGCCGGAUAUUAGCUCCAAAGGGGUUUUUGAAAUCGGUGGACAAUACCAUUUUACUAUGGAACCACAAACCACCAUAGCUGUUCCAUUCGAGGAAGGCCUGCAAGUCUGGACAGCAACGCAGUGGAUGGAUCAUACUCAAAGUGUAAUUGCAAAAAUGUUGCAAAUUAAGGCAAACGAUGUGCAGUUGAAAGUCAGACGGCUUGGUGGGGGAUAUGGAAGUAAGAUUACGCGAGGAAAUCAAGUUGCUUGUGCUGCUUCAUUAGUCGCAUACAAACUUAAUCGUCCAGCGCGGUUCGUGCAAACAAUCGAAUCGAUGAUGACUGCCAACGGAAAACGUUGGGGUUGUCGAUCCGAUUAUGAAUUUCAUAUAAAAUCUAAUGGAAAGAUUGUGGGUAUGGAAAAUACAUUUUAUCAGGAUGCAGGGUGCACCCUAAAUGAAAAUCCUAUUAAAGGACACUCCGUUGUGUGUGCGAAAAACUGUUAUGAGCUUUCUGACUCCAAUUCAAAAAUUGUUGCUGAAGCUGUCAUUACUGAUGCUCCAAGUUCCACUUGGUGUCGAGCUCCAGGAUCAGUAGAAGGAAUAGCAAUGAUCGAAAAUAUUUUAGAGCAUAUAGCAUUUGAAGCUAAUAUUGAUCCUGUUGAUGCACGAUUGGCAAACAUAAAAUCUGGUAAUAAAAUGGAAGAACUUCUACCACGAUUUAUUAAGUCAACGGAUUAUAAAAGAAGACGAGAAGAAAUUGACAAAUUUAACGACAAAAAUCGCUGGAUUAAACGUGGUCUAGGCGUGGCUAUAAUGGAAUAUCCAGUUUUUCUUUUCGGUCAAUACCCAGCUACAGUUUCCAUAUAUCAUGUUGAUGGGACUACAGUUAUUUCUCAUGGAGGUAUAGAAAUGGGGCAAGGCAUGAACACCAAAGUAGCACAGGUGGCCGCUCAUACACUCGGCAUUCCCUUAUCAUAUAUUAAAAUCGAGUCCAGUGAUACUAUCAAUGGCGCUAAUUCCAUGGUGACUGGAGGUGCAGUCGGUAGCGAAAGUCUUUGCUUCGCCGUUCGAAAAGCAUGUGAAACACUUAACGACCGUCUUAAGCCAGUUAAAGAUGAACUAGGAAAAAAUGCUGGCUGGUUGAAUAUUGUGCAACUAGCUUGGACCAAAUCAAUCAAUUUAAUAGUUAGCGAUCACUACAAAAAGGGGGACAUGGAAAAUUACAGUGUGUAUGGGUUGGCGUUAACCGAAAUGGAAAUAGAUAUCUUGACCGGAAACAACCAAAUAAAACGUGUUGAUAUAUUGGAGGAUGCUGGAGAAAGUCUCAGUCCCUAUAUUGAUAUAGGUCAGGUGGAAGGAUCAUUCGUAAUGUUAUUGGGCUAUUGGCUUACGGAGCAAUUGAUCUAUGAUAGGCAGACGGGAGAGCUCUUAACUAAUCGAACGUGGAAUUAUAAACCACCAGGCGCGAGGGAUAUUCCUAUUGAUUUUCGUAUAGAACUACUACAAAAGAAUCCUAAUCCAGCCGGAUUUAUGAGGUCAAAGGCAACAGGCGAGCCACCAUGCUGUUUGGCAGUGAGUUCAAUUUUUGCUAUUCAGCACGCUCUACAGUCGGCUCGUAAAGAUGCGGGACUUAAACGAGAAUGGGUCCGAUUAGGCGCUCCAACAACACCAGAGACCAUUGUACUAAAUUCUGGCACUGAUAUUUCAAAGUUUUCUCUGGUUUAAUUCGACUUUCCGCUUAUUAAGUUUUAUAUGUAUAAAUUAAAACUCAAACUUCUUUGGUGACGGGGCACAUGGGCACACUUAAAUAGCUCUAUAUAUGUAUGUAAGUUUAUGUUUCUUGUUGUAAACGGCAGUAAAAACUAAACUAGCAUGUAAAAAUUCCAGUUCUGAACUAUAAUUUAAAUCAAUGUUCGACAUUCUACAGUACUUAUUUACACAUGCAACAUCUGUACACUCUGUUAUUUAAUAAUAUAAUACAGGGUUAUUAAUAAUGUCGUUUCGAAAAUAAACGUAAAUAAUUUUA
Molecule: messenger RNA, 4306 nt
Organism: Ceratitis capitata (Mediterranean fruit fly)
Lineage: Eukaryota; Metazoa; Arthropoda; Insecta; Diptera; Tephritidae
Product: indole-3-acetaldehyde oxidase
Exons: 7
Coding region: 223-4005 (1260 amino acids)
Molecular function (GO): 2 iron, 2 sulfur cluster binding; FAD binding; iron ion binding
Source: RefSeq, a predicted model, not a curated record